AUGGCGGAUCGCCUCCCCGCCCACUCCAAGGUCCUUUUCGAGGCCAAAUCGAACAAGGGCCUCAACUUUGAGUCCAUUGCUCAGCACCUGGGGCGCAGCGAGGUGGCCGUGGCCGGCAUCUUCUAUGGCCAGGUCCAAGCAUCCGAUGAGGAUGUCGAGAGACUAUCCGGGCUCCUCGGCGUUGACCCCGCGACCUUGAGCUCCCUCACCAACUUUCCUGAUAGGGGCCGCGCUGGCCCAAUGCCCCCCACUGAGCCUCUCAUCUACCGCCUCUACGAAAUCGUCCAGAACUACGGAUACGCUUAUAAGGCUGUCCUCAACGAAAAGUUCGGCGACGGCAUUAUGAGCGCCAUUUGCUUUAAUACCAAAGUGGAGAAGGAGAUCGACGAGGCCGGCGCCCCUUGGGUUGUCAUUACACUCAAGGGCAAGUGGUAG
Messenger RNA from Colletotrichum chrysophilum, 435 nucleotides. It is a transcript of the gene CYN1, whose product is annotated as Cyanate hydratase. NCBI's taxonomy places the organism in Eukaryota, Fungi, Ascomycota, Sordariomycetes, Glomerellales, Glomerellaceae. The transcript has a single exon. Gene Ontology annotation, molecular function: DNA binding; cyanate hydratase activity. Bases 1 to 435 code for a protein of 144 amino acids. The record is from RefSeq and is a predicted model, not a curated record.